Molecule: messenger RNA, 486 nt
Organism: Penicillium arizonense
Lineage: Eukaryota; Fungi; Ascomycota; Eurotiomycetes; Eurotiales; Aspergillaceae
Exons: 2
Coding region: 1-486 (161 amino acids)
Source: RefSeq, a predicted model, not a curated record
AUGUCCUUCCUUUUGCGAAAGCUCUGGUAUCGAAAACGGGGGUCGAACUCCGGAAAAACACCCUGUACAACUUCAACUUUCGAGGAGAACAACAGACGAAACCUCGAGAACCAGGGCCAAAGCCCUAGAUCCAGGCUCCCAAAUGUUACUUUCUCCUCCCACCCAAUACCAUCUCAUUGCAACGAAAACGAAACGGAGAUACUUGUCAACCGACCAGCUGCCCUGGCAGCUACAGUGAGCAACAACGCCAACAACGAACAUCAAUCCAAUGAAGAACCCUCUACACAUACCUCCGAAGAGGCCGAAGUCGAACCAGCCGAGGAAGAAGAAACAUUCCACUACCUCACUAGCCUAAUAACAGUCUCCUAUCAACAAACACCAACCCACACCCCAACACCAUCAGUUUCAACACUCGCAUCCAAAUCAGGCAGUGGAAAAAGCCAAACCUUUGAUCGGAAGAGGGUUUCUUCUAUUCUCAGGCCCUAG